Messenger RNA from Xiphophorus maculatus (southern platyfish), 1315 nucleotides. RefSeq names its product A-kinase anchoring protein 14 (gene akap14). Gene Ontology annotation, molecular function: protein kinase A regulatory subunit binding. Bases 563 to 1051 code for a protein of 162 amino acids. The transcript has a single exon. NCBI's taxonomy places the organism in Eukaryota, Metazoa, Chordata, Actinopteri, Cyprinodontiformes, Poeciliidae. The record is from RefSeq and is a predicted model, not a curated record. Gene Ontology annotation, cellular component: cAMP-dependent protein kinase complex.
AGAACAUUUUAUUAUUGUUGUUACACCAAUAAGCCACCAGAUGACUCUAUUUUCUACAGUAUUGGUGCCUCUUGACGUAAGACAAUUCAAAAAGUAAAACCUUUAUUAUUCACUCAAUUAUAAUAACCAAACUUUUUAAAACAAUUUUGGGCUCUAGUGCAAUUUAUUUCCCAGUAAUCCAACAGGAAAGACGCAAGGAAAAAAAGCAAAAAAGAAAUGCGGAGGCAAAGGAACCAAGCGGGAGUCGAACUCGGGCCGCCCGAUCAACCCAGUGUCACCGAACUUAAUAGAAAACAAAAAACAAGUUGUGUGAUGCAUCUAUAGAAUAAAUGAGUUCCACAUUUAGAAAUUAAUUGUUGUAAAAAAAAAGAAAGAAAGAAAGUUUACAUCUAAAUAGUUCAUAAACUUGUAUUGUUGUUACAUAAAGACGUCAGCAGAGGGAGACGUGUUCUACACUAAGUAUUAAUGUUGCAGCAGCAGGUCGCCACUAAAUGGCUGUAUUUGACGUAUCCUUCUUCAGUAACCAUAGAAACCUCCAGUACAACAAUUCCGACACGACAAGAUGGAGCGAAACGAGGCAGCUGAGCUCUCCUUGCUUGUAAAAUCAUUGCGGUUUGAGAGACAGUUAAAGGAGGAACUUGAAACCCCCCCGCCCAGUAUGAUGGACAGCACUGUGUGGGGCUUAUGCAGAGGCUUCACCAUCGGACAGGGGCACGUUAGGAUUCGGGCAUAUAUUAAAACCUGGGAUAUCAAGCCCGUUUGGGUCUACAACGUGGACUAUCUCCGCCCGGAACUGGACGAUGACUUUAAGAUCCACCUCUACAGGGCCAUUUUCAUGGCCCCUACGGCCAGAAAACCAAUAGAGGACAGGGUCAACAUCUACUUCGCGAUGGAAAUAUCGAAAACCGAGCCCGGAGCGCCGGUGGAGGUCCGCUUCAUACUCGAGUCCAGGCGGCUCAUACACACUCCGGGGAGGAGCAAGUUCAGCGAGAAGUGGUUGACCGACAUUACCGAAACCAAGGCUUUAUUCCAGAGAAUGAUGGAGUCAUAAAUCAGAUGGCCACCAUAUAUAACAUUCAGUUAUAUAACAGGCCCUGUGUAUGGACUUUGGUCUCAGCUGAAACGACCUGUUUAAAAACACACCUAUGUUAGGUAAAACUGUAACAACGCCCUGGCGAUUGAGAGCUCGUUCAGAGGCAGCUCAGUUAAAGGACGUGUUGGCUUACCAAAUAAAGCGUACUGAAUAGCAACAUAAUCGUAAGAGAAUGUGUCGGCGAGUGAAAUUGUUCUGGUUAAAAAUGUGUAUAUAAACGUU